Messenger RNA from Taeniopygia guttata (zebra finch), 5193 nucleotides. RefSeq names its product lysocardiolipin acyltransferase 1 (gene LCLAT1). The record is from RefSeq and is a predicted model, not a curated record. Gene Ontology annotation, molecular function: acyltransferase activity. Lineage: Eukaryota; Metazoa; Chordata; Aves; Passeriformes; Estrildidae. Gene Ontology annotation, biological process: phosphatidylinositol acyl-chain remodeling. Gene Ontology annotation, cellular component: endomembrane system; endoplasmic reticulum.
CGCCGUGCCGGAAGUGAGCGGGGUCAGAGGCCGCGGGAACAUGGCGGCGGCCCUGGCGCCCGCGGGCGGCGGCGGCGGCGGCGGCGCGGCGGCUCCGUGAGCUCCUCCCGCCGCGCUGCCCCGUCAGCUCCUCCCGCCGCCGCGCUGCCCCGGCCCAGGCAUGGUCGCCGCGCUGUAGGAGGGCCGGGAGCCGCGGCGAUGGAGGAGAGCGCUUGAGCUUGUCUGCGGAGGCGGUCCGUGUGUGUGAGACGUAUAAAAAGGUCUUGGCUAUACUGAGAAAGUUUUCCCGCUGGCAGUGUUCAGAGAUCAAGGGAGUCAAUCUUCAGCAGACUUCUCUUCAGAUAGACCAUUUCCUCUGAUCACAGCUUGGCAGACCUUCACCCUCCUGCAACAGCACCAGGCCCCUGAAGUGGCUGUAGGAAAUCCUUCUUUUUAAAGGGAAGCUAGCCAUGGUGUCAUGGAAGGGGAUGUACUUUGCACUUGCACUAUUCUUGGGAAGUUUCUUUGGAAGUAUAUUCAUGCUGGGCCCUUUUCUGCCUGUGAUGUUUAUCUCGCCAGCCUGGUACCGCUGGAUCACCGACUGCAUUGUGGCCACUUGGCUCACACUCCCUGUGGCCUUGCUGGAAAUGGUGUGUGGUGCCAAGGUGGUUGUCACUGGCGAUGGAUUUGUUCCUGGAGAAAGGAGUGUCAUUAUCAUGAACCAUCGCACACGAAUGGACUGGAUGUUCCUGUGGAACUGCCUGCUGCGAUACAGCUACCUCAGACUUGAAAAAAUCUGUCUCAAAUCCAGUCUCAAAAGCAUUCCAGGAUUUGGCUGGGCAAUGCAGGUUGCAGCCUUUGUUUUCAUUCAGAGAAAGUGGGAAGAUGACAAGAGCCACUUCGAGAAAAUGCUGGAUUAUUUCUGUGACAUUCAUGAACCACUACAACUCCUCAUCUUUCCAGAGGGAACUGAUCUCACAGACAACACCAAAGCCCGCAGUAAUGAAUUUGCUGAGAAGAAUGGACUUAAAAAAUACGAGUACGUCUUACACCCGCGAACGACCGGAUUCACCUUUGUGGUUGAGCGUCUAAGGGAAGGUGACAACCUCGAUGCUAUCCAUGACAUAACUGUGGCGUACCCCCAAAACAUUCCUCAGACAGAGAAGCACCUUUUGAAAGGAAACUUCCCAAAGGAGAUUCACUUCCACGUCCAGAGAUACCCCAUAGAGACAGUGCCCACUUCCAAGGAGGAGCUGCAGCUUUGGUGCCGGCAGCGCUGGGAAGAGAAAGAGGAGAGACUGCGACACUUCUACGAAGGUGGAAGAUGCUUCAAUGCCACUGGGCAAAGCAUUGUCCCGCCCUGUAAAUCCGAGCUCAGGGUCCUGGCGGUGAAGUGCGCCUCGCUCCUCUACUGGACGGUGUUCCCGCUGGGAAUGCUGGCGCUGCUCUACCUGUACAGCUUUGCACAGUGGUACUUUGCAGCCAUGAUCAUCUUCUUCGUUGUGCAGCAAAAGAUAUUUGGUGGGCUGGAACUCAUUGAACUCGCUUGCCAUCAAUAUUUUAAAAAGCAACAGAAAUUUCACGACACGAAAGUAAAAAUCAAUUAGUUCCAGGGCGAAGGAAGGGUGGUUCUGAGAUGCCCUGCAAAUUUUAUGCACAGGGAACAAUUUUUGCAUGAGAAGUGUCUUUUACUAUCGCCAUUGUUAGACAUUUGCACAUGAUUCUGUGAAGAGAAAGAAAAAUGUUAGUUAUUGCUACACGUGAAAAUGGUAGUUUUUAAUCUCUGAAUGUAAUUUCAACAUUGCUCUCACAAGCAACUAGCAACUGCAUUCUGCUGUCAUUGAGAAACAAAUUGCUGGAUUACUGAACAAUCAUGAGGACAUUAAUAAAUGUGAUGUGCGCUGAAGUUUCAUGUAGAAACCCAAACAGUUCAGCAAAGAGAGGCAGAUGUAUGAUUUCUUUAGAGUGACAUUGGUGUUAAGUAAGCACCGAAUUUGGAAAACUGGUAAGUUUUGAUGGUAGAUGAAAGUCGAAGGAAAAACUGUUCUGUUUCUUUUUUCUAUUUCAAAUAUUCAAACUUAUUUUGUAGUAUUAUUUUUGCAUAAGCUUUUCCAAACACUACUGAACCUACCAAUUAUUCAACUAUUCUGGCUUGGACACUCAGGAGGAUUUUUAAGCCUUGCAGUCUUGUGUCAUACUACAGAAAUCAGUACAGUUCUCACUCUGCCUCCAUUUAAGUGUUUGCUGAUUAUUUAAUAGACCUGUGCAGCUAAAUUUUUAUCUCUCACUCUGUUUCACACUGUUCUAGUCUCCCUGUUAGCUGUGGGAGACUCAUUCCUACUGUAGUGUGCAGAGCUGCAGGAUAGUGGAGCUGGUUUUUUAUUGGUUUAUUGGUAUUUUUUUUUCUCACAGAGGCAAAAAUAGCUGUCUCUGAGUAACUGGAAAAUGUUUUUUAAAAAGGCUUCCUUGUAACCUUGUAGACAUUCUUUGGUUGAAAACAUUUUAUUUAGUUUUCAGAAUAGGCAAGAUACUACUUUUUUUUUUUUUUUCUAGUAUUAAUUUGGGUUUUCACAUUGUUUCCUUUGGCAUUUCAUGUGUCCAUGUACUUAAGCAGGAAGAUUGCUUGUUCUUGUCAGACAGACCUGUUGAAAUGCAAUGGUUCUCUCCUUGGUGGUACAAGAGAUGGGUUUGAGUUUUGUACUUAGCGCAGGGAAGAGCUGCAUCUUCCGUUUGCAUACUGGCUUUGUUUCCUGAUGACAUAAUUACUUUUUCAACCUCCUCCACAACUUUUGGUACUUUCCCUUAUUUUCAUGACAUUCACAAAACCUGAAGGCUUAAACUCAGGCAAGGCACUUUGCCCUUGUCAUAUAUAAUAAAAGUAAUGUUCAUGCUCACCUAGAAAAAGACAAAAACAUUGCCAGCACUUCCUAGAUACUUCAGGUCUUCAGGUUAAAUUGUUUUGCAACCUCCAAAAUUUUAGACAACUUGAACAAUUGUAUUGCUGUAAAACCUUCCUGACUUACUAAAUACUUGUUUUCUAUUGCAUGAGGGCUUGUUUGAGCUGGACCUAGAUGCCCUGGCUCCAUUUGUUGAGUGGCGUGGCCAUGAAAUGUGAAAGUCCAGAGUGCAAAAUGUACCUCGUACUGUGCUGUGUGUCUCAAGUGUUGGGUCAGCAUGGUAGACACACCUGUUUGCUUCUAAAUUACAACACUAAGCAUGUUGUCUAAUGUGUUUAUUUUAAAGACCAUUUUUUGGACAAAUCACCAGCCUCUAUUCAACUGUCCCUUGCAAGGUGACAAGUCUUUUUUAAUCUAUGCUUAUAAUAACUAAUUGUUUAUUAUGUGGAAAGUACUUGAAGCCAUCUGGUUUACUCCAAAUUUUUUAAUCCCUUUUUUCUUAAAAAUAAAUAAAAGUAGGUUUAUAUUUAGGGUUAUAUUGCUUAAUGAGUUUUUCAUGUUUGUAUUUGUGUACCUGACAAGUGGUGUUGCAUUGUCAUGAGUGGAAGGAGGUCUUUUUUUAAAGCAGUUCUGUGAUAUCCCAGGCAUGGUUGCAGCUUAAACUUCCAUAGCCUGUCUUUUCUUCAGCCAAUACCCUGCACAUUCAGGUAACCCACUGCGAAGGAAAACCUAAAAACCUCAUUUGUGGUUAAUGCAGAGGAGACCUAAAAAGCUUCUUCCAGUCUGUCCUGAGCCACGGCUGUGCUUUCAUACAGGAGUAACCAUAGCCAGCCUACUCCAAUAGCCUUAACAUCAUCUUCAGGAAUAACUUCAGAGGACAGGUUCCAUGAGUUGGUGACAUAAAAUACCAGCUACGCUUUUCUCAGUUGCUCAGAGAACUUUGUGGUGUCAUCAGAUGUACCAAGAACAUCAGUGUGAGUCUUGGUCCUGGCACAGUGCAGGAUUUAUGUCUCUGUGUAAUUAAAGUUGGGUUCUGAAAAUGAAGUCAGUGCAAUCCAUCAUUGACCCUUACAAGGGAUUUCCUCCCAGCUGGACCCAACAUGUAAACUACUGUAAUGUGGUAAAAACAUUCUGCAAAAUCUGUAAUUCAUCUUCCUCCCUCAUGUGUUUGGAUCAAAGAGAAAGAAUAAUCUGCUUUUCAGCUGGUAAUGUCACGUUUGCAGUGCCCAACUCCAUGAUGCAGUGUGUGGUAGGUGAAGAGUCCUCCUCUCACAGGGAAGGAUGUUGGCUUUGUGUUUGGUAUAGAUGUUUAGAUUAUGUGCAUCAUUUUUCAGGUCAAUUAGAAAUGCAAGAUGGGAAAAAUGUUGAAUAAAAACUAAAAGUUUUGUGGAUGGAGAAGCUUCAUUGUUUAAAAAGUGAUUAAGGAACUGGGGGAAGAUUUUUCUGUGAAUGCUUUUUUUCCCCUCUGGUGAAAAUGUAGCUUUUUAAUCAAAAGGUUCUGAUAUACAGAUUUCUUGGAGACUACUUUGUUCCUACCCUCUCUCCCUUUUCAAAGAUCACUAAGCUGGCAUUUAAGGACAUGGUUUAGUGAUGGAGUUGGCAUUGCUGGUUUACAGUUAGACUCAGUGAUCUUUUCUCACCUAAAUCAUUCUGUGAUUCUGUGCUGGGUGAAUCACUUGGAAAUUUUUUCAAUGCUGUUGGGAUAAAGGUGCUAGUACUCCAGGAAUCACAUAGCCCUCUUCCAUGGGACAUGGAUUGGCACUGGGUCUCAUCUCACUCAGUGGCAGGUUUGUCCCAGUUCACCUUCUCUUGCAGUCCGAGCAGCUGCCCCUCUGAGCUCUGUCUGCAGGGCCUGCAGGUCUUGUUUGGGAUCAAUGCUGUGCUUUAAGGAUGCUGCUCCCCUUUGUUCAAUCAGAUGUUUCCUCAUCAGCAUCAGGGGGUUUCUUUCUCUCUGCUCAGAACAGAAGGUUGAAAUCCUGCCAUCUCUGCGUGUCAUCAGGCUCAUCUGGGUAGCAGGAUGUCAGACCAAGAUGUUUUUCUCUUGCCUGCAAAGCUGCAAGGCCCAAAGCUGGUCUGUAAGGUGUUGUCUUGAUCAUAGGAAAUGUAGUUCCUAGUUUUGUGCAUUGCAUCAAAUGGUGUUGUUUAAAAAGAAAUGUGUUUUGAUAACUUGAUUUUAUAUGUGCACCGUGUGAAAGGAAACACCAGGACACUACAAACCUACAGAAAGCCUUAGUUUUCAGAUUUCACUGAUGAUAUUAUUAGAAUGUUUUAACCAUGUACCAGUUACUCUACAGCAACAAUAAAGACCUGAAGCAUU